Molecule: messenger RNA, 3155 nt
Organism: Triplophysa dalaica
Lineage: Eukaryota; Metazoa; Chordata; Actinopteri; Cypriniformes; Nemacheilidae
Gene: eif4ebp2
Product: eukaryotic translation initiation factor 4E binding protein 2
Exons: 3
Coding region: 162-503 (113 amino acids)
Biological process (GO): negative regulation of translational initiation
Cellular component (GO): cytoplasm
Molecular function (GO): eukaryotic initiation factor 4E binding
Source: RefSeq, a predicted model, not a curated record
UGUCUGGCGGAGGGAGGGGUUGGUGCUGACGGCUGGGAGGACGAGCUGAACGUUAAGAAAGCCUUGGAAAGCGAUAAAAAGAGAGGGUAAAGGGCCCGAGGUGUCACCUUCCAUCGGUAUAACUUAUUGCUCGACUCUGAUUAUCACCCGAAGCACGAGCAAUGUCGUCCAGCCGUCAGUUUAGUGAAAGCAGGUCCAUCCCGACCAGGACGGUGCUGAUCAACGACUCAACGCAGCUACCUCACGACUAUUGCACCACUCCAGGGGGCACUUUAUUCUCUACCACCCCGGGAGGUACCCGAAUCAUCUACGAUCGUAAAUUCCUGUUAGACCGGCGUAACUCACCCAUUGCCCAGACCCCACCAGCACACCUGCCAGUUAUCCCAGGAGUGACGAGCAAAAACAUCCUGAAUGAAAACAAGAAGAAUGAAGCUAAAAACAUCAAAAAUCAUGAUGCCAAACCAGGGCAAGGUGACGAUUCUCAGUUUGAGAUGGACAUCUAAAGAAGAGAAACCAACAUGAAGAAUGAUUAUUUACCUGGUACCUGUGUGCCAGUGGCUUGGCUUGUAGAAACCAAUGUUGUGAGCCCUCUCCUUUAGCUCUCUCUAGCUGCGGGGUGCUGUAUAAUCAUGCAGAUAAAUGACUUAUGUUUGCCCAGUGGGGCUUCUGGAGCCCUGAAAGUUAACCUAUGAGCCUGCUCUGUUUAAGUUUCAGGGUUACCAUCAGCUGUACUUGCUUAUGUCACAGAGCAAGAGACAAAAUACUGUAUUUGUAGUGCCCGGACUUACCAAUUUACUGUAAAGAAUCAUAAACAAAUCUGCCAUCAGAGAUUUGCUGCUGAAUCUCUGAUGCACUGCUGAUAGUUGUUUUCAAAGUACACUGUUACAGCGGAUACCUUUUAAAGGCACUUACUGCAGUCUACUUUGUUCACAAGUAAACUCACUUACAGUCAAGUCGAAAAAAACAGUUAUCAAUAUGUACAUGCUCUCCCAAAUUUAAUAUUUGUUAUCUUUUCUUUUCAAUGGGGUUUUUGAUUUUUCUUUUAAAAGGAUAGUUCACCCAAAAAUGAAAAUUUUAUCAUCAUACACUCACCCUCAGAUUGCAGGGAAAAGAAAUACUAAAGUAGUCAAUGGGGUAUGAGAUCAGUUUGGUUACUGACAUUCUUACAAAUAUCUUGCUUUGAGUUUAGCAGAACAGAGACAUUUGUACAGGCUUGGCACAACCUAAGGGUGGGUAAUUGUUGAAAGAAUUUUCAUUUUGGGGUGAACUGUCCCUUUAAUGCUAAUGAGUAACAGCAGGAUUAUCAUCAUAAUUUAAGAUUAAAAUUGAAAAAAAAUCCAUUUUCAUUCCAAGUAUUUUAUAUCAUUUAGACAUCUGUAUACUUUUUACUUUAUUUAGGGAUUUCAAGGUUUUCAGGUAUUUGUUUAGUUCAUAAAAAAUAGUUCAUAGUUGUCAUACCACAGACCAUAAACAAUCAUUUGAAUCAUGAUGCCAAACAAAUACACAUACAUUUUAGGUUUAUGCAGAAUUUCCCUUAUAAUCACCUUUUCAGUCAACUGAAAUGUCAACUCUGAUUUUCUUUCAUCCUUUCUUAAAGUAAAGGUUAGGGUUGAAAACAUCUUGUAACAAUUUCAAUGUUGAGACUGUUACUUUUGGUCAGAGAACGGUUGCGAAGUUCAGACUCAUCCUGAUAACAGUACAGUUUAUUCCUAGCUUGCGUGGCGAGUAAGUUCAGGUAAUGCUUGAAGCAUCAACAUCAGCUUUGUAGUCACUGUAUGUGAUAAACACUUCUGGUCAAAGGUAGACGAUACCCAUUGCUGUUGGACUGGAUAAGGAUUUCACAUAGUUAAGAAAACAUUAUAACUAAUAGAGCUGGUCUCAGGAAGUACUUGUGCUUUGUACCUCACAAGUACAAAUCUUACUGCCCCUUUCAAGGGAGUAAUAGCAGUGAAUAUUUAAAAUUAAUAUCAGCUGUGACAUCUGCUGUCACUUUACAAUUAAAAAAUUCUUACAAACCUUGAUAAUCAAAACGUAGAAAAGCACUGAAGUAAUGUUUGGUCAUUUUGUCUUUUUCAAAACUACAGAAUGUGAAAGUUCAAAUCAUCUUUCAAAGAUGGAUAAUUUUAUAGUGACCAGACAUUCAUAUUUUAAUUCGCGUCAACAAAUCUUGAAAACUUGAAUUGAAUCUUUCUUAUGCUCUUCUAUGCAUGUUGUUUUAAUCUGCUCUUCAUUUCACAUGUCAGCAUCCUUCAAACAUUAGAGUUCACUUUUUCGGGAUGCCAAAUCUUGUGGAAGAAGCUUUGUUUAAUAUUGAAAGAUAAUUCAACAAAUAGAUUAUUCAAAGUGGCUUAAAAGAGGUUACAACAUAUUCUCAUAUUUUUCUUGUUUGAGUUAUUCUUUGGAGCAGAGAAAGAUUGACUUUCUCUCAAAACAAUCUCUUGUGCUUCGCCUUUGUAUCCAUGCCUUACUUUACUAAGCUGAGCAGCUAUGUCAAAUGCAGUUCCCUUACAUACCUUAAGACAGGAAUAAUUCCAUUUGAUUUGUUUUUAUUCUUCCCUGUUAAGUUGAGAAUAAAAUCAAGAUAUGUUUUUCUAGAAAACAUUUAUAUUUUUGGAAACAUGUUUAAUAUCUUUUACUUUCUUACAGAGAUGGAACGAUUUGGACUUACAUCAAUGUAAUGUUUGUAAUACGAGUAUUGGGUUGGUUGAAUUAAAAAGGGGUUAGGUUUCACUUCGGUUGCACUUAAUCUUUCUAUUAAAUAAGUCAUACUGGUGAAUUGAAUUUAAAUCCUUAAAAUACACGCUGUUAACCCUUUCAGGUUUCGGAAAUUAGCAUUUUUAGUAAUAAAGAUUAAAAGGACAUUUAUAUUUACUGCCCUUCUGUAAUAGAUUUGAGUUGUCAAAUCCCCACUCUGAAAUAUAAACAUUUAGAUUUUGAAAAAUAUCACUGCUUUAUACAUUCCCUGAGUCUUUGUAAGUAGCAGAAAUGCAUUUAGCUCUGUACACGUGUUUUUUUGGAUGGGGGUGUUUUAAUGUGGCAGAAAUGUAAAAGUAUAUUUUCUUUCUCUGAGACCCGGUUCAGUUUAAUUUGAAUAAAAUGCCAAUGCCAGUGGAAACUGUUACAGCAAGAUCAAUAAAAAAAUAAUUGAUUUUAAA